AUGGCUUGGUGUGCGAAAAUCUAUGAUAUUCUCAACGGGUGGAAUGGAGACGAGGGCGACCUACCAACAAUAACAAAUAACAACAUAAGUAAAUCAAUCAGAAUCAAACGAUUCAAUUCGGAUUUAUAUCAACACAAUUUGACUGACAACGAAACGACGAUUAUUCAACAUGAUAGUCCCGUCCUUGAAAGAUCUGAAUCGUUAAACAAUGCUCAUCUGUCGACAAGUGGACAAUUAUAUAAUAAUGAUUAUUUAAAUCGUCGUGACUAUCGCGGAGAACAUAUUUGUGCUGACACUCUUUUCUCAUGCCACCAACGUGAUGGACAAUAUUAUUCUAAUCCUCAACAGCAAUCGUACAAUAUUGCAACAAUUUCGCAUAUGUCACUCAACCUUCCAAAGUCUGUCGGUGGUAUUAGAGACGUAGACGGUCAACAACAACUUUCUCGAAGCUACUCUCUCGAUUUUCCAAUGGAACUACGUCGAAGUCAGACGAGUUUACCUGUUUUGAAUCAUAUUCCAGUUCGCAUGCGGCAUUCAAUGAACCCUCAAGCCAAUCGGCAAAGUGUUCAGUUAGAAAGACCUAGCCGAGCAUCAUUGAAACAUUCAGUUUUGCAUAACAGCCAAGCUUCCUUACCAAAUCGAGAGGAUUCGUUUACUGGAAGAAUUUCGACACGAUCAAAUUAUUCAACACUCGAUUAUGAAAGUAGUGAAGUACAAUCGCGUAAUACUGAUCAAGUUCAACAGGCUAUUCAAUAUUAUAUCACCGAAAUGUUAACUUCAUCACCCGGUGGUGUGUUUCCCAUGAUCUAUCGUAUACCAUCUGAUGAUGCCCUACACGAACAAGAUCGCUACCGUGUCGAAGGCGGCUACGGUGAACCAUCACAGUGGAUUUUUAAGACGAAAAUACUUUCAAGUGAUUGUCGAAUUACGUCGGAAAAUAUAGCGUCGCUCUAUAUGAAUUAUUUCUACGACCAAUAUCAUUAUGAUAUUUUCGCAAUUGACGAAGAUUUCGAUCCUGUGGUCAUGUCGAUUAAACCUCAAAAUGAUGAAUUAACCGUCAUCGUUCGUACAAAAGAAGGCUCGAAAUCGAUGACGCUUGUAGAAAACGAAAACGUUGUAACGAAUUACAUUACUCUCGCUCAACAUCUCUAUCCUGACUUACACAUCGAUCACUUCGAAAAUUGUACGAGCUUGAAAGCGCAACAGUACGUUAAAGAAUAUGAUGAGAAAUUAGAAACACAAAAGUUCAAAUUUGGAAUCAUUUACCAACGAAGAGGACAAACGACAGAGGAAGAGUUUUUCAAUAACGAAAGACACAGCCGAACAUUCGAUGAAUUCCUUGAUAUCAUUGCAACAAGAGUAUCAUUGAAAAACUUUAAAGGAUAUCGCGGUGGUUUGGAUACAAGCGAAGAUACAGAUUCUCCAAUCUCCUAUUACGAAUGUUACGAUGACAAAGAAAUCAUGUUUCAUGUUAGUACCUUAUUGCCCUUCACACCCAACGAUGUUUCACAGAUUCAACGUAAACGUCAUAUUGGAAACGACAUUGUUGCGAUUGUUUUUCAAGAAGAAAACACUCCAUUUCAUCCCAGCAUGAUCAAAUCGAACUUUCUCCAUAUAUUUCUUGUUAUUCAACCUGUUCAAAUUCUUUCUCGAACAUGUUACAAAAUAAUGCUGAUCGCUCGUGAUAAUAUUGAAGAAUUUUCUCCAAUUCUCCAUCCAAACGUUGUCUAUGUGCGUACCGCCGAACACUUGAAGCCAUUCAUUCUUUCGAAAUUGAUCAACGCGGAAUAUGCUGCUUAUCGUUGUCGAACAUUCGCAUUAUUACAACAACGCACACGCUGUUCUUACUUAAAAACUUUGUGUGAAAAUCUGUCCGAAAAGUCCUAUGAAGUUCUCUGCGACGAACAGAAACGUGUUGGUCAUCAUCGUCUGUCUCUAUUAUCGAAUUCUGCACGCAAACGCUAUUUAUUCUCCAUGAAGAAAAUUUUUAGUCGUAGUAGUAGCAUAUCCGAUAGUCCUCGUCAAUCAUUGAAGUCUAGUGAGAAGAAAACGAAAGCUAGCAAGAAAUUAAUUCGAUUAGGGAAAUCCAUGGACAGUGUGGAUGCCCAUCCACGUCUAUCACUCGCCAAUUCAUCCUCUGAACAAGAAUCAACACGUGAAAAUAGUUCAAUGCGUCGACAUACCAAUGGCCCAAGUGACGAUAGUUUGAAUGAUAGUGCUGAUAUGAGUAGCUCAACAGUUCAACAUAAUUCUUCACUUCCCACUCAGGUUUACUAUGGUGACGAAUCGGACGAAGGAUUAGAUAGCAUGUCUUCCGUCGAAACAACCCGUGUGCCGUACGAUAGCGAUGAUCAAGAUGCUUACCGACAACAAUUGCGUGAAAAAUCCUAUCCCUCACAUAUUUGGCAACGCAUAUCGUCUAGCCAACGACAUAUUUCUACGCCGCAAACAGCUGGGAUUCAUAUAAGUGAAGAAGCAACUGUUUAG
Messenger RNA from Adineta ricciae, 2487 nucleotides. Lineage: Eukaryota; Metazoa; Rotifera; Eurotatoria; Adinetida; Adinetidae. The record is from the annotation of a GenBank genome assembly.